Tricharina praecox is the source of this 832-nucleotide messenger RNA. RefSeq lists its product as uncharacterized. The transcript has a single exon. Bases 217 to 795 code for a protein of 192 amino acids. NCBI's taxonomy places the organism in Eukaryota, Fungi, Ascomycota, Pezizomycetes, Pezizales, Pyronemataceae. The record is from RefSeq and is a predicted model, not a curated record.
AGGUCUCGCUCAACUGAAACCUAGCCCAAGCGUCGAUUCGUUCAAUUCGACCACCUCGAUUCAGUGGGUCCGCUCCAACAACAACAACAACAACAACAACAACAACGCCCCGUCCGUCCGUACCUCCUCCGCCAACCAACUAGCACCCCCCGCGACGCUCAGUCACCUCCUUGCCGCCCAUAUCCAUUUAAGUAAUCGCCGGAACCACCUGCAAUCAUGGGAUCGCCGCCCCAGUCCAACAACCCCUUCAGAGCUUCUAUGCUCCCUCCGCCAGAAGAAUACUCCGAACCCGAACAGGAGCACCAGCCGCAAGAGCAACCGCAGCAGCCCCUCUCAUCGACCAUCGCUUCGUGCCCUCCCAUUUACAAAUCCCCCUCGACCACCACCACCAUCGCCGAGGCGCCCCGAUUCUCGCAGGAGAGCUAUCCUGCUUCCGAUCUGGCAAACGCGAGGACGGCCACGGUGUCGACCACGUCCCUACCGAUGGCGUCGACGACGAUGCAAACACCCAAGGACAAGGAGGUCGUCAUCACCGUGCACCACACGACAUCACAAGUGACGAUGCCGACCGAACCCCCGCCAACCAUGCCCCGGAAAUCGUGCGUCGGUGAUAGAUCGCGAAUCAGUAUGCAGGUGGACGAGAGCGGCAUGUGGCCGGCACGACGCUUGUUGCAGAAGCAACAUGCCGACAAGAAGCGGAUGUGGAUAUUCAUCAAGAUCGGAAUCGCGAUGCUGAUCAUCGGCGUGGCCGUCGCCGUCGGACUCGGCAUCAGCAAGGCGGUGCGGAAGAAUUAGACGUGUCGUCGUCUCGGAACUCUUCAAAAAUACGACG